Molecule: messenger RNA, 225 nt
Organism: Rotaria sp. Silwood2
Lineage: Eukaryota; Metazoa; Rotifera; Eurotatoria; Philodinida; Philodinidae
Source: the annotation of a GenBank genome assembly
AUGGACAUCAUUUUUUUUCCGUACAUUUAUAUGGUGUUUGACACAGAAUCUGGUAAUGAAUCAUUAGCAAAAUUACAAUUACAUUGGGAUGCUACAUAUAAUGAUUUUGUACAAGCAAUGCCUGAUUCAAUACGAGAUAAAUAUACAAAUUUUUCUAUCGCUCAAUGUCCAUUAAAUUUUGAAGAAAAUAACACAACAGUUUUAACAGCUGUAUGUCGUGCUUGA